Molecule: messenger RNA, 3911 nt
Organism: Drosophila rhopaloa
Lineage: Eukaryota; Metazoa; Arthropoda; Insecta; Diptera; Drosophilidae
Product: nardilysin
Exons: 4
Coding region: 183-3596 (1137 amino acids)
Biological process (GO): proteolysis
Molecular function (GO): metalloendopeptidase activity; metal ion binding
Source: RefSeq, a predicted model, not a curated record
CCCCACCCUCGUCUGUCGUCAAUUUAUCGAUAGGAUAGGACAGUCGGCUUGCCGGUGUAAAAAUUAAUUAUUAAAUUAAUUCAUUGUAUUGGCUGAUUUGCAAAUCCAGUCCCGCCCUGCGCCGUCGCCCCCCGGACUUCCCAUUGAGGCGAUCGCGAUUCGCAAUCCCACUCGAGCGUCGCAUGUGCUGGCAGCGACACGGCGCACAUCUCCUCAGACGAUUCCGAUUCCCGACGAAACGCCGGAUCCCAAUUACUCAAUUAGCCGGCGGACGGACAAUCACACACGGCCCGUGUAAGAUGACGGACCAGGUCAAGUAUCUGGACACACCGGACAAGUCGGAGACGGACAAGAAGCUGUACAAGACCCUGCUUCUUGGCAAUGGCUUGCACGCCCUCAUCGUCUCCGAUCCCACCCCCAUGCCUCACGAUGGCUUCACCACCUCCGAAUCCUCCUCGGGGAAGUCCGUCGAAUGCGAGUCCAUUAGCAGUACCGAGACGAGCAGCAGCGAUUCCAGCAUCACGAGCUCAUCCGAUAGUGGCAGCAGCGCGGAGUCGGGAAGCGAAGAGGGUGACGAAAAGCUGGCCGCUUGCGCCCUGAUGAUCGACUAUGGAUCCUUUGGGGAGCCCGAGAAGUACCAGGGAUUGGCGCACUUCCUGGAGCACAUGAUCUUCAUGGGCUCCGAGAAAUAUCCGGAGGAGAACAUCUUCGAUGCGCACAUCAAGAAAUGCGGCGGCUUUAGCAAUGCCAACACGGACUGCGAGGAGACACUCUUCUACUUCGAGGUGGCCGAGAAGCAUCUGGAGUCCAGCCUGGACUACUUUACAGCCCUGAUGAAGGCUCCGCUGAUGAAGCAAGAGGCCAUGCAGCGCGAGCGCAGCGCCGUCGACUCGGAGUUCCAGCAGAUCGCACAGGAUGAUGAGACGAGGCGCGAUCAGUUGCUGGCCAGUUUGGCCACCAAAGGUUUCCCCCACGGCACCUUCGCCUGGGGCAAUAUGAAGUCGCUCAAGGAGAACGUGGACGACGGGGAACUGCAUAAGGUGUUGCACGAGAUCCGCAAAGAGCACUACGGCGCCAAUCGAAUGUAUGUUUGCCUACAGGCCCGUUUGCCCAUCGAAGAGCUGGAAUCACUGGUGGUGCGCCACUUUGCGGAGAUUCCCCACAACGAUGUGCAGUCUCCGGAUUUGAGCCAGUUCAACUAUAGGAACGCCUUCCGGCCGGAGUUCCACGAGCAGGCGUUCUUCGUGAAGCCCGUGGAGAAUGAGUGCAAGCUGGAGUUGACUUGGGUGCUGCCCAAUGUGCGGCAGUAUUACCGCAGCAAGCCCGAUCAGUUUCUCUCCUAUCUGCUGGGUUACGAGGGACGUGGCAGUUUAUGCGCUUACCUGAGACGCCGACUGUGGGCACUCCAUCUAAUUGCCGGCAUCGAAGAGAACGGCUUUGACACGAACACAAUGUAUGCUCUGUUCAACGUAUGCAUUUAUCUCACGGAUGAGGGUUUCAAGAAUCUCGACGAUGUUCUGGCCGCCACUUUUGCCUACGUGAAGCUCUUUGCCGACUGUGGAUCCAUGAAGGAAGUUUACGAGGAGCAGCAACGUAUUGAGGAUACGGGAUUCCGGUUCCAGGCUCAGCGACCUGCUUUCGAUAACGUUCAGGAACUGGUGCUGAACACCAAACAUUUCCCACCGAAGGAUAUUCUUACAGGCAAGGAGCUUUACUACGAGUACAAUGAGGAGCAUCUCAAAGAGCUGGUUGGCCACCUCAAUGAGAUGAAAUUCAACCUGAUGGUCACAUCGCGUAACAAGUACGAGGGCAUUAGCACGUAUGAUCAGACGGAGGAGUGGUUUGGCACGGAGUAUGCCACUAUUCCGAUGCCUGAGAAGUGGCGCAAGCUUUGGGAGGAUUCGAAGCCUCUGCCGGAAUUAUCUUUGCCGGAGCCAAAUAAAUUUGUUACGGACGAUUUCACACUGUUCUGGCACUCGGCUUGCAAGCCAGAACUGCCCGCUGCACCGAAGAAGCUCCUCAAGACGGACACCUGCGAGCUGUGGUUCCGGCAGGAUGACAAGUUCGAAUUACCCGAGGCCCACAUGUAUUUCUAUUUUAUCUCGCCGCUGCAGCGACAAAGUCCCAAGAAAGAUGCCAUGUGCACACUUUACGAGGAGCUGGUUAAAUUCCAUGUGUGCGAGGAACUGUAUCCAGCCAUUAGUGCCGGCCUUUCGUACACCUUCAACACCUUUGAGAAGGGUUUGCUCCUCAAAGUGAGCGGUUACAAUGAGAAGCUCCAUCUUAUUGUUGAAGCUAUUGCUGAAGGCAUGCUCCACGUGGCAGAUACCCUCGACGAAAAGAUGCUGGCUGCCUUCCGGAAGAACCUACGCAAGACUAUCUUCAAUAACCUGAUCAAACCAAAAUCACUCAACAGGGAUGUUCGUCUUUGUGUGCUGGAGCAAAUACGCUGGCUAUCGAUUGACAAGUACAAGUGCCUCAACGAUAUUACUUUGGAGGACCUGCGCGAGUUUUCCCGCCAGUUCCCGAAGGAACUCUACAUCCAGGCUCUCAUACAGGGCAACUACACGGAGGAAUCCGCUCACAAUGUACUGAACUCGGUGCUGAGUCGCCUCAAUUGCCAGGCGAUCAAGGAGCAGCGCUAUGUGCAGGAUAGGACCAUACAAUUGCCGCUGGGGACCAACGUGAUCCGAUGCUAUGCCCUAAAUGAGCAGGACACAAACACAGUGAUCACGAACUUUUACCAAAUUGGACCCAAUUCAGUUCGCGUUGAAAGCAUCCUCGAUCUGAUGAUGAUGUUCGUGGACGAACCUUUGUUCGAUCAACUGAGGACCAAGGAGCAGCUAGGCUACCAUGUCGGCGCCACUGUUAGAAUCAACUACGGAAUUGCCGGCUACACCAUUAUGGUCAACUCGCAGGAGACAAAGACGACGGCUAACUAUGUGGAGGGUCGCAUCGAAGUGUUCCGCGCUAAAAUGCUACAAAUUCUGCGACAGAUGCCGCAGGACGAAUACGAACACAACCGCGACUCGUUGAUCAAGCUGAAGUUGGUGGCUGACAUGGCGCUAAGCUCGGAAAUGGCUCGCAACUGGGACGAGAUUAUCAAUGAGGAUUAUCUCUUCGAUCGUCGACGUCGCCAAAUUGAAAUACUGCACACACUUCAAAAGUCCGACAUUAUUAAUUUUCUUAUGGAAAUCGAUUUGAAAAACCUGAGGAAGCUGUCCGUACAGGUCAUUGGCCAUCGGCCAGCCGAUAUGCCAGAACCCUUGCCUGGUUCCCACCUCGUUUCCGAUGACGAAGACAAAGCCGAGGAUGCUAACGAAGCUGAGGAGGAUGAGAGUGAAACUGAGAAGGACGACCAAGAGGAUGAGGAGGAAGUGGAUUCAUCCGAAGAGGCCGACGACGAGGAUCUAUUUCUGACCCUGGAAAACAAGCUGAAUGUCGUCUUCUUACCCCCAGUUGGAAAUGAAAACGCCAUCCUUGAUAUUAACGAAUUCAAGAAGGGUCUGGAUGUAUAUCCCAAGCGCCAGAGUCAAUAUGAGAAGGAGGAUCCGUCGCGCGCUGAUCGCAUUGAGGAUGCAUUGGCUGAGGCGUGAGAUCCUCGAGUAGCAACCUACCCACCACCCAACCAACACUACUCCAUAUACCUUACCCAUUUCAGUUCGUUUAAUUAGCCAAAGGUAGAAGAUUAGUUUCACAGAAUGCAAGCUCUUUUACGUCAACCUCCUGACCAAGUCAGCGAUUUGCUCUCGUUUUUUAAUACGCGAAUCCAUAACUAUUUGAAUUUUUUCACACACACGCAGCUAAUGACAAAUGCAUUUUGGAGUUUUGAAACACCAUAAGUGGGUCGAUCGCACUUGCUGUCUUUCGUACUGAUUAAAUACAGAAAUAAAAAUCAAAAUUUAAAGUAA